CACCGUCAAUGUUGAGAAAGAAGAGGAAGAAGAUGGUUUCCUACAUUAUCGCAGCCCCGAAUCCGCCACGGACCUUGAUUGGCCAGCCAAUCAUAGGCUGUCACAGCAGAUCUAGAUAUCAGCAAGCACGCUCCUCCAAAUACCCUCCACCGAGUUACGACAAUAGCCAUAGACGUCUUCGAACGGUUAGAAGAGAGAUGCCGAUCGAACGUAUCCCGGCAUAUGUGACGGGGUACUCGAGGAGACAUCACGACUAUGAUGAUGACUAUGAUUCGGGUUAUCACGACCCUUAUUAUCCCGCCACAUAUAGCAGCGCAACGAAAGCGUAUGGGUAUUGUGGUAAAGGCCGUCUGCGGUCCUUUGGAGAUCGUGUGCGCGGCUCGACGAGACGCGAGUUGAGAGAUCUAAUGGAUUAUUGUUUCGAUGACGAUGAGGAAGUGUCUGCUUGCAACCGGUACAGCUGUAGAUAUUCCUAUUAUUAA
This is a messenger RNA of Talaromyces proteolyticus, 482 nucleotides long. RefSeq lists its product as uncharacterized. The transcript has a single exon. NCBI's taxonomy places the organism in Eukaryota, Fungi, Ascomycota, Eurotiomycetes, Eurotiales, Trichocomaceae. Bases 9 to 482 code for a protein of 157 amino acids. The record is from RefSeq and is a predicted model, not a curated record.